Cotesia glomerata is the source of this 2503-nucleotide messenger RNA. Its product is annotated as transmembrane protein 181. Gene Ontology annotation, molecular function: toxic substance binding. The transcript is spliced from 13 exons. The record is from RefSeq and is a predicted model, not a curated record. Lineage: Eukaryota; Metazoa; Arthropoda; Insecta; Hymenoptera; Braconidae. Bases 116 to 1792 code for a protein of 558 amino acids.
UAAAAAUCAAUAAUUUGGUUGGGGUUUCACGCUGAGGGCGCUGUGUACGUGGUUGGAGUACACAGAGGGUUUUGUUAAUUGUUGGUUGUUUUAAUUGUUAGUUUAUUCAUAGUGAAUGGUAGUUGUUAGUUAUUGUUGUAAAUUUAAGAUUGUUAAACGAAGGACUUGUGUAAUAUUAUACGUUGACAUAAAAUCACCUCGGAAAAUGGAUAAUGGACUAGGGUAUUCAUAUCAUUUACCUUCAGGAGGAUGGAGUUUGAAAAUACGGAAUACAUUGACGCAAUUCAGCGAUUUGUUUAGCGAAUUUAACAAAUAUAUUGCACCUGCCUAUCAUCAUGAUCGAUGUGAAAGAUCAGUACCAAUGCGCCUUUACUCGAUGCACAAACGCGAGUUCGUGAUGGUCUUCGUUGCGUUUUUCGCAUGUUUUGGCCUCGCGGUGUUCAUAGGACUCGCGGGUCCACCGAUAACUUCAACCUUGGAAGAAAAGGCGAAAUCUAACAGCACGGAUAUGGCCAGCGGCCCUUUUAUUAUGAAAACUCCAGCUUUGUCAACUUAUAGCCAGCAGUUGUGGAUCAUUGCCAAGUUCUCGACGUCUAAUACUGAUGAUGAAAGGUAUGACAAGAGUUUCCAAGUAAGUGUCAAAAUAGACGGAGUAACUGAAGAUGAUAAAUUAGUACCCGUGCUAAGUAGCGAGACUGCUCAUCGCAACAGGACGAGGCACUUAAAGUGCGAAAGACAAGUUUGUGAAGAAUUGAUAGUUGCGCAUCUCGGAUCUCUUGAUUACACGCAUUAUAUUUUAACAGUACGGUUCUAUGGACUCGAGGGCUUCCAUCAGCGGUAUUCGAUUAGAGACUUGAGUUUUUAUUUCAAAAAUUACAAUCCAGCAUUCACGCAGAUAGAAAUAUGGUUCCGACUGAUAUUUCUUCUUGCAGCCUUUAUUGUUACGUGUUGGUUUGGACACUCACUCAAGAAAUAUCCGAUAAAUGAUUGGUCUAUUGAACAAAAAUGGGUAUCAGUACUCCUUCCACUUCUUAUUCUUUACAACAAUCCGUUUUUCCCCCUGAUUUUCUUAAUAAACUCAUGGGUACCAGGAAUGUUGGACGCGAUCACGCAGACAACAUUUCUCUGCGCCAUUUUGAUGUUCUGGCUCUGUGUCUAUCACGGCCUAAGACAAAAUGACAGAAGACUAUUAACAUUUUACCUACCAAAAUUAUUGGUAGUUGGAUCUUUAUGGUGUUCAGCUCUAACUCUCGCUACCUGGUUAAGAUGGACGGAACUCGAGGACCCUACUUAUGACUACGCUCUCGAUACAUCUAAUUACUAUGGAUUCAAAGUCUUCUUUUUCACAAUUGGAGCAAUUUAUAUCGCGUAUUUACUCCUAUUAAUGUUGAGAGCGUACAGCGAAUUGCGUGCCAUGCCAUAUUUUGAUCUAAGACUUAGAUUUUUAACUCUGCUAGCAGUGAUAGUAGCAACCGUGUCAGGAAUCGUCACAUCUAGACAUUUUGGUGCUGGAGUUCUUGAAGACAGUUUUGCAUCUCGUUUGUCGACUUAUUACCGUACAUCAGCACAAUUCAUGGCUCUUUAUGGACUUCUCAAUUUUUAUCUGUACACUAUGGCAUACGUUUACUCUCCAGGGUUACAACAAGUCUAUGGACAGCAUUCAUCAAUAACAAAAGACAAUCCGACAUUUUCAAUGAUUAACGAAUCAGAUGAAGAUAUUCUCUACGGCUCUGAUGAAGACAGCCGGCGACCGUUAACCAGAGCCACAAGAAAUACCGACGACAGUGAUUAAAAAUCAAAUGAAUUAAUUAAUCAAUUACUUUUUAAAUAAUUAACAGUCAUUACUAAUAAAUGACUAUAAAUAACUUAAGAAAUUCACAAACUUUUUUAGCGGUAAAUUUAUAGAUAACUUAUUUAAAAAUUAAGACUCAAAAAUUUACCACUAAAAAGUGAAUUAAAAUUACUAAUUACCGUAUAUUAUUAUUAGUAUGACUAAAUGACAAUAUACAGCUGGUUAAAUUAAUCUAUAAAAAAUUAAUUAACAGUUUAAACCAAAAGGGACAAGUGCAAAAAUUGAAAUGUUUUUUUUUUUAAUAAAUUAUAAAUAUUUUUAUGUACAUAUAGUUCAUUGUUAUGUAAUCAAUAUAUCAAUAUUUGAUAAUUAAAUUAUUAAUAAUAAAUGUUUGUAAUAUUAUAAAACUAAUAAAUUUUUUUUCAUUUAUUCAAAUUUCUCGCUGGUUCUGGAGUUUCCUAUUGGCCAGACGCUUCGCGGCUUUUUAUCGCGGCUAGUGCAGAAAUUCAGUAACCGUCAGCUCACACAUACACAUAUACAUAUGCGUGUAAGUUGGCGUCAACACAGAACAUAGUUCACAAAGACGGUUAGGAAGUUUAGUUUAAAGUCUCUUUACUUAUCGCGUUGCUUUUGUAGUAGCACAAUAUUAUUCAGUAAUAAGUAUAAAGAUUUUUGGAAGGAGGAACUUUCUUUAAAUAUUUUCAACAUGCC